AUGGCAACUAUAAACGUAAAAUUUAAAUUAAAUAAAUAUACUUACGAAAGAGAAGCGGGAACAAUUCUUAUCGAGGUAGAGGAUGAAAUUCUUUUAUAUAAAGAGGAUGGAACAGCACUUCCCCAAGCAGAAUUUAUUAAUAGUAGAGAUAACCAAGAAGUCGAAGUUGGAACCACAAUUACUCAGAUUGUGAUAGAUGUUAGUUCUAAACUGGCGGAACUCAGUGAUGAAACUUCUUUAAUGGCUCUGCUGUUUAGUUUAAAAAAAUCGGCGACUAAAAACCGAGCGGAGGUUCCUUUCCAAUAUGAUAAUGUCACUAAGCGAGGAAUAACAACGGUGGAGAAUUGGAUUACCUUGACGGUUGAGGUUCCAGCCGAUAAUAAAUAUAAUAUAAAUGAAGAUGGAGACACUUUAAUUUUAACCCCCGACGAUUUUGCUGAAUUUAAAGUCCGAAAAAUAGUAAAUAUUAAUAAUUAUAAGGAUGGGGAAGUGGGGGAGGAUAAAGAAGAUAUUAGUCAUUUAAAGGAUGAAUUGAUUGAAUAUUUUGAAGCAAAUAAAAAAAUUUCAGGAAAUUUAACUGAUUACAUUACUAAAGCUAAAAAUUUUAAAUCUAAAAAACACUUUUACGAAUUAAAAACUGACGAAAAUGGAGAUAAAUUUAAUUUUACCUCUACUUUUAAAGAUACUAACGCUGUUAAAAAUAUAGCUAAUGCGAAUGGUUUUAUUAUCUCCCGACGAAUUCAUGCCAAUGAUUCAGUAAUUACUAUCGGUGAAAGGGAUAAUGGGGGGAACCUAACUGAUAAUGCUAAAUCACUCGACAAUUUAGACCCCGAUACCACCGAAGGAAAUGCGAAUUUGGCUUAUUUAUUUAACCCAGCCAACGAGGAGCAUACCAUUAUAGGGGGAAAAUACCGCGGAAUUAAAAUUUUUGAGGAUAAACAAGUGGUUGGAAAAAGUGAUAAUUCGAAUAAUGAUAUAGAAAAUGAUGUUAGUGCUAAUCCAGAACUUUGUUUAGUGGGUCGAGCCGCCUCUCCCUCUGAUUAUAUUAGUAAAGAAGAUAUCGAAGUUUUUCGGCAAAUUUUUCCAAAAAAAGACGUGAAAAAGGAUGGUAGUGUUAGUGGUAAUCAUGGUGAGAGAUUAGACGAGAAAAUUACAGUAACAAAAUCAGAUAAUAGCACAAUAGAAUUGUUACCAACUAGAAAUUUCUUUGCUAUUCAUGAUGCUUAUACUUACUAUGGAGCAGACAGCACAGAAGGGGAAAAAAGAAAAGCGGCGGUUAACCAAGCCUUUUAUAAUGCUAACUUUGAAGAAACUUAUUCCCGCGAAGAAUUAUUAGAACUUUAUUAUUUUCAACUUAAAACUGCUUGUGGUUAUUCUUCUCUAACAGACCAAGCAGAUAAAGAUAGUAUUGAUAAACCAUAUGAAGAAACUAAAAAAGUUUUAGAGUUAUUAAAUUUUAACCCGACUGGGAUAAACCAAACCGAAAAAGAUACUAAAAAAACCGAACUGACUAACUAUAAAGAGGGAACUAACGGGAAGCCAAAGUUUACUGGGCUAGCCAAACAAAUUCAACAAAAAAUAGAUGAAAUUGAUGGAGUUAUAAGUUUAGAUACGCACAUUGAUAAUGCGAUUGCUGCGGCUACCACUGCCAAUAAUACCAAAGCCAAAUCUGCCUAUGAUAAGUUUAAAGCCCUCCCUGCCAGUGAUACCAACCGAACCCAAGAGUUUUUUAACGAAUUAAAAAAAUUGGUUGAACUUUUAAAAACCGCCGGAGGAGAUAACCAAAAAGAAAAAACCAGAUUAAAAGCAGCCAUUAAAAUUGUGCUUGGAAAAGACGAUAAUGCUGUUUUUGAAGAGGUAAUUAAAGACAUUAACACUAGUGAAAUUGAUAAAGCCGCUCAAAUUUUGGAAGAGGCUGCCAAAGGAGAAGGUAAACAAAAAAGUGAUCCAGAAGCCAGUACAAUUUGUAAUACACUAAUCAACUUACGCAACAAAAACACUAAGGCUUGGUCAGCAGCGAAUAAAGUAAAGAAAGCAGGAGAUACGCAAGGUUAUCCAGAAAAAAUUUUAGCCCAGUUGAAUUUACAGGAAGGGAUAGAAGCGAUUAUUAAUGAAAUUGGAUUAGACCAAGCCGACACUAUCGAAAAAGUGGAGGAAAAAGAGCAAGCCUUUAAAAGCAGAACAGUUGAUGGUGAGACAAAAAAAAGUUUUGAAAAUAUAAUUUUCCCACGAAAAAAAUUAGCGGUUAAGUUGGAAAAAAAACCAAACGCUUCCCAAGAAGAAAAAAAAUUAGGUCAAUUAAUAGAAGAAUUUUACAAAACAGUUUCCUUAGAAACUGAUAAAGAUUAUAGUGAUAAUACAAGCGAAACCCAAUUAAAAAAACUCCAAGAAAAAUUAAAGCAAUUAAAAGACUACUCGGAGGGAAGUGGAAAAACCAAAACGGUUUUUGAUGGCUUAGAACCCACAGAAAAAACGCUUAUUACUGAUUUAGUUAAAAAUAUAGGUGAGAGGGUUAGUGCUAUGGAACAAGCCCAAAAUAAAACCGAAAAGAAACCCGAUGAACCUAACUGA
Funneliformis geosporum is the source of this 2571-nucleotide messenger RNA. Lineage: Eukaryota; Fungi; Glomeromycota; Glomeromycetes; Glomerales; Glomeraceae. The record is from the annotation of a GenBank genome assembly.